Molecule: messenger RNA, 3023 nt
Organism: Triticum aestivum (bread wheat)
Lineage: Eukaryota; Viridiplantae; Streptophyta; Magnoliopsida; Poales; Poaceae
Product: disease resistance protein Pik-2-like
Exons: 4
Coding region: 618-2738 (706 amino acids)
Biological process (GO): defense response to other organism
Molecular function (GO): ADP binding
Source: RefSeq, a predicted model, not a curated record
CAAAAUGCCCCCUCUGAUGUAUCUUCAAUCUCAGUCGUCUCCUCCGCUGGCCCAAAGCAGCUUCCUUCGUGUCCCUUUGUCCGGCGGCCGCUUCUUAGGGAUCUCAGGAAGAAGAGAGGCUUGAUUCGUCUGCAGGCCAAGAGGUAGCAGGGGUGCAGCGAUGGAGCUGGCGGUUGUGGCUUGGCAGGCGACCGUGAGGGCUCUCCUGGGCAAGCUGGGCAGCCUUCUUGCUCAGGAGUACAGGCUGGCCAGGGGCGUCAACGGCGAUCUCGAGAACAUCACCGACGAGAUGAUCAGCAUGCAGUGCUUCCUCCGCGACCUCACCGUCGCCGAUGGGAGUGGCACACACGGCCACGGCCACCGGAUGAUGGACUGGAUAAAGCAGAUCCGCGAAAUCACCUGCGACAUCGAGGACUGCCUCGACGACUCCGGCAACCGCAUCCACGGCCUGCGCACCGACGUGUCCUGCUACUUCCUUGCCAGCAGCAUCUACGAGGUCCUCACAUGGUGGCCUCGCCGCGACAUCGCCACCAGGAUCUCUGUCCUCAUGACGCGGGUACAGCGGAUCAGCGAGCGGCGCCACAGGUACGGCGUCAACAACCCAGAGAGCGGCAGGAAUGAGGUACCAAAUGUGGCAUCGGCAGCUGGAUUUGACGCUGCCACACUUUGCCAAACACUUCGAAAACGAAAGUUACUUGAUCUUACUUGAUGAUGUAUGGCCUGGAUCCAUACUAGACAGUAUUAUAAAGGUACUCCCGAACAACCGAGGGAGCAAAAUUAUAGUUACCACACGGUUUGAAGCUGUUGCUGCAUCGUUUAUAAGAGAAGCCGAUAACCCUAUUUGUGAAGUUAAAGGUCUUCUUGAUGAAGAAUCCCGGGAGCUAUUUGAGAGAACCUUAUUUGAAUCCAGUGGGAGGGAACAUGUUACUAAACGGUUUGAAGCUGCUGCUACAACAUCUAAGAGAAAAGGUAGCGAAGAUGUUAUGGUUCCAGACAAAGUCUGGAAGAUGUGCAAGGGGCUCCCAUUGGCCAUAGUUACCAUGGCCGGUCAUGUAGCUUGCAACCCUAGCAAAUCAGGGGAAGAAUGGUCAAACCUUUGCAGUUAUCUAUUUCUAGAGUCUGUGAAAGAUGGUCGGCAACAACAACUUACUCAGGCUGAAGUGGGCAGGAUCGUGAGCCAUUGCUUCAACGACAUGCCUGCUGAAAUCAAGAUUUGUGCGUUGUAUUUGAGCAUAUUUCCACUGGGCAACAAAAUCAGCACGAAGAGAUUGAUGAGGCGAUGGAUUGUGGAAGGUCUUAUCAGUGAGAGGGAAGACCUGAGUGUGGAGAAUGUUGCAGUGGCAUAUUUCAAUCAUCUCAUUAGAAGGCAGGUUAUCCAACCAGUGGAGUACAACAGUAAUGGAAAUGUGAAGCAAUGUGUCGUGUACAGAAUGUUUCUUGAGUACAUUGUAGCAAAGGCAAGUGAAGACAAUUUCAUCACCGUGGCUGGUGGUACCUGGCGCACACAGCUAUCUAGAAGCAAGGUCCGCCAAAUGUCUCUUCAAGGAUGUGAUUCCAGUAAUGCAAAAGAAAUGGAGAAGAUGGACUUGUCUCAUGUACGGUCACUAACGAUGUUUGGGAGCUUGAACCAACUGCCUUCCCAUUUGUUCAAGUUUAGAAUUGUGCAUACCUUGGAUCUUGAAGGUUGCACAGGUUUCCAAGUGUGUCACACAGAUAAGAUAUGUAAAAUGCUUCUUCUCAAGUAUCUGGGCCUCCGAAGAACUGACACCAAAAGGCUUCCCGAUACCAUUGGAAAUCUGAAGAACUUAGAGACUCUGGACAUAAGGGAGACGAAUAUUGCUGAGUUGCCCGAAACCGUCUGCCAGCUUGAACGUCUGGUUAACAUAUUUGGUGGGGAUAAAAGAACAAAAAGGCCAUUGAGACUUCCUGAAGGGUUGAUUAAGAAGAGGAAAAUGAAAGCGCUUCGCAUACUAACAGGGAUUGAGAUAGUUGGUGGAUGGGUGGACCUUUACCAUUUGACCGAGCUGAGGAAGCUUGCUAUCUAUAAGCUCAACACCAUGAGCUCCAAAGAUUUGAGCUCCUAUAUUGGGCACCUAGGUGGCUGCUCUAUACAGACUCUCAUAAUUUAUGACGAGUCAUCUAAUUUCCUUGAGUCACUCUACCAUCUUUCUAGAGCACCAAUGCUCCUUGUGGCCCUUGAGUUAACUUGCAAGAUGGUGAAGAUCCCUGGUUGGAUCGCAGAACUCGCUGUUCUAAAAAAGUUAACCCUUUCAGUAACAGCUCUCCGGACAGACAACUUGAAGUACCUCAGUAAUCUAUCAUUGUUUUCUCUCACAUUUAGGGCAGCAGAAAGCCAGCAUCCAGAAACGCAUGCCAUUGUUGUGAAAAACAAGCUGUGUUCUGGUGGGGUAAUCACAGUUCCAGAUGAAGGAUUUAAGAAUCUUAAGGUUUUUCGCAUUUCUGCUCUUCGCAUGCCAUUACUCAAGUUCUCAAGGUAUGCCAUGCCAGAGCUUGAGACGCUUGAGCUAAAUUUCAGCAUGCUAGAGGGUGUUCUUGGCACAGAAAACCUUGUGAGACUCGAAAUGGUGCAUUUGAGAUUGAUGGACAAAGAAGGUGGUGAAGAUCAGACGAAAGAUGUGCAAAAGGAGAUGGAGGAAGCAGUGGAGAAGAGGACCGAUGGCAAGGCGCCGAGGGUAAUCCUUCAUGGGCGGCUAGUUGAAACGAAGCCGAAGCUGUAGCUCUUUGUGGGUCCUUUGUGUGCUGAAAGACGACACAGUUUUAAUUACCAGUUAGGUAUUCGCUCCAAUUGUGCACAACUUUUUCGAUAAAGGGCGAUUAAUUGUGCACAACUUACUCAAAACAAUCAAUUAAGUAUGAUACUCCAUCCAUGUAACAGCAUUCUCGAGUGGAUAAGACUGGUUGUAAUGGGGAGUAUCAUAUACUAGUAUCAUGCAUAUGAUACUAGUGUAUGAUACUACCUUCCUAAUGUAUAGUAUCAUGCAUUAGUAUCAUGUAAUACUCUA